GCUCCGCCCCGGCCGCCAUGUUGUGGCGGUGGCGGCGGCGGGAGCGGGAGCGGCGGCGGUCGGGGCCUACGGAGCAUGCACGGAGCGAAGCAGCAUCCCGCGGACGGGCACCCAGGCCAGUGGGUGCUCAUUGCACCAGAGUCUGCUACUGACCCCCCUAAGACACCUGACAGUGAACCUUUGUUUACAAAACUGCGCAAUCCAAGCACAGGGGAAGCAACCCUUUACUUAUUCAAUAGUGGUGCACAGCAGCUGUUUGAAGUAAAAGCUUUUCAUGAGGAAUAUCGUUCCUGGUUUAUAGGUCAGACCGUUCAACAAGAUGGGCGCCUGCUGUUUGUUACACCAAUGGACCCCUUAUUUCUGAUACUUUACUACCUCAUAAAGGCAAACAAGGAGCAGCAAGGAAAGUUCCAGCCGCUCGAUCAAGUUGUGCUAGACUCAGAGUACCCUAGCUGCCCAUUGCUGCUGAAGUGUGCAGAUGUUAAACAGUACAUACAUCAUGUAGCAGAAGAAAAAGAGAUUGGCAGUCAGAAAUUCCACAAAUACAGCCAAGAGAAGACACUGAAGUGGUUAAAGAAAAAGGUCAAUCAAACAGUGAAAGCACUUAAAAGCAACAAUAUAUCUGUAGGUGAAAGGGUACAUGCAGCUACAUAUAUCAGCGGUAAACAGAUCACAGAUACUAAAGAAGACUAUGUGCGGUAUGCACAUGGGUUAAUAUCAGAAUAUAUUCCUGAAGAUCUGAGUAAGGAGUUGUUAAAAUACUUAGGGCUCCCAGAACUUAGAAGCCCAGCACCAGAGCCACCAUUGAAGAUGCCUGCGCAAAGACAUGCAAAGAAGAAAUGAAAGGAGCAUAAGGAGACUCGCUAAUAUUAUUUUAACUUGCCAUAAUCUCAAAGCAGCUUUUAAAGGCUUUUUUUACACACUUUCUGAAAAUAAAUGCUUGAAGUUAGACAUGCCCUGUUCCAAGAAAAAGUAAAUCUCAGCAGAUUAACAUUGUUAAAUAUGCGGUGUGUUAAACAUACACUGCUUCAAAUUUUAUAGCUUAUACACUAUUGGUCUAUCGGGCCCUUCCAGGAAAGCACUUACGAGCAUGCCUAAUGUUAAGCACAUGAGCAGUGAUCUUAAAUUCAGCAGCGUUGUUCAUGUGGGUAAGUGCUUUGCUGGAUCAGCGCCUAAAGUCCUGUUAGGUGCUGAGCAUCCUGAUCUAUAUCCAGCAAAGCACUUACGUCCAUGCUUAUCUUGAAGUGGAAGAGCCAGUCUAGCUAACAUUUGUGCAUUAGCGUUCACCAUAAAAUCUCUCUUGGCACAAUGACUCACGUGCUUAAAAUUAAGCACCUGCCUGAGUAUUUUGCAAGGUCAGACCAACAACAUCCUUGAGCAAGUCUUAAAUAAUUACUUGAUUUUGUAUGAAUUUUCUUUUUUUGUACUCAUUUUUUUAACAGAGUAUAUGAUUGUAGUGGCCAUAAUUACAAGUUUUAGAAGCUGCGAAGCAAAAUGUGUUGGAUGCAAUUUUCUUCUUUCUUUUUCAACAUCUAGCCAAAUUCAGCAAGAUGGCCUUUUUGGACUAGAAUUGCAAUGUUCAGACAUGGAAUCAUCCAAAAUGAAAAAAAGUUAACUCUAUUUUUUAGGACAUUUACAUUUUUUGAAAUCAUUUCACUGAGUUUGAUUUACAUGGUUUUGUCCAACCCUGACCUAUCAUCCAGAAGACGUCACCUAGCUCAGGUUGUGUGGACAGUCUGACUCUUCAAGUGCGAAAGCUUGAGGUAGGAUGUGUGUUCAGAAGGGCAGAUGGAGAAGCUGUAUUUUUAUUUAACUUCUUUUGUUCUAAGGGAUUGAAACCUUAAAAACGUGUAUAAAAUAACAUGUACAUUUUGUGUUGAGACCUAAACCAAAACCUUUGUAAUCCCCCAGGUAAAAAAAAAGACCUAAUUAUUUAUUAUUUUUUUUACUCAUGUAAGAAGUGCUUUCUGUGGAGUGAACUUCAAUCAAAAUGUCAACCUGAGUCUACAUAAAACAUACAGAAAAUGGAUGCUAAUGAGAUCAUUAAGUGAUCUGUGUCGGAUGCAGUCUGAUGUUUUUAACUUAAAUACCUGUUUAUCGAACUACCAUUAAUAUCUAACUCUUUGCUACAAAACUUUUUAAAAGUAAUAAUUGACAGCAUUUUGAACAUAAUGAAUGUGUACCUCUGUAAAUUUUAACUAUGACCCCAGUUCACAGACACCGACAGCAAAUGCCUAAACGUUCUGUAAAGCUUGAAUAUAUUUGAAGCAUUCUAGAUAAGUAGUAAAAAAAGAUUUUGCUUCCACUCUGGCAAAUUCUGCCUAACUUCAAGUCAAAUGAGAGCUGCAAGAAGAGUUUAUUAGGACAUUGCUGAAAAAUAAAUUCCAAGACAAAGAGGCAAUAGCUUAUUCAACUUUCUUUUCAACUGAUUCUGAUCAACCCUGUUUCAGAAUAGGAAAAACCUGAACUGUUAACCAUUUACAAAUCAUGUAUGAAAGGAAAUGUAAUCUGAAUGCUUAUUUUUGAAAUUUGCACUGAAUUCUUUUUGUUACUUUUACACUUGUCUGGUUAAGCAAUGUGCACUGUCCCUUUUCAAGGAGAAAAUAUUUAUUUUAACAUAGUUUUCUAGACAGUACUGCAAGAAUAUUAUAUGGGUCCAAGAUUAAAUUUCUGUUUUUCUAGCUUACUUUUUAAAAAAGCUUGAUGUAUGAAUAAGAUUAUGUAUUUCAAAGUGUCAUUCCAUUUUUUGU
Messenger RNA from Aquila chrysaetos chrysaetos, 2750 nucleotides. RefSeq names its product ribonuclease H2 subunit B (gene RNASEH2B). NCBI's taxonomy places the organism in Eukaryota, Metazoa, Chordata, Aves, Accipitriformes, Accipitridae. Gene Ontology annotation, biological process: ribonucleotide metabolic process; RNA catabolic process. The coding region runs from base 76 to 843 and encodes 255 amino acids. Gene Ontology annotation, cellular component: ribonuclease H2 complex; nucleoplasm. The transcript has 10 exons. The record is from RefSeq and is a predicted model, not a curated record.